UUAUAUCCUUGAAGACAAAUUAUUAUAAUUGUAUUUCUCAUAAAAUAAAUGCAUUUUUAUUUGGACAUAUUAUUACUAGUUUGUGAGAAUCCCUGCUGAUCUGAUAAGAAGACAAUUUGAAGCUAGCUCCAUUUAGACGAUACAUUUUAACGGCUGUCAUUUUUUUUACAAUAUGGGACUGUUAGCGUUAACAUUUGUGUUGCUGCUAGGUGAGUCACUAUCUUUUGUAUUUACCUAAGUUAGCGUCUCUUGUGGACAAUAACUGAAUUUGUAUUGGUGAGUCACGACCUUUCGUAUUGGGCAUAAUUUGUCAUCUCUUAUGUACCAUAACUGUAUUUGUGUUGGGUUACUUGUGUGGCCAAACAGCCAGAAGCGUGCCAAUUCUAAGCUCGAGGACAGGAGUUCAAACCUACACCAAAAUAAAAGCGACAUCAACACCGUGGGGUGUGUGGGGGUGGUUGGGAAAUAAUCCAAGACAAGGCAAACUCUGAAAUCAAACUCGGAGAUGGAGUCCUGUAGGCGGUAUGACAUUGGCACAAUGAACAUUACAACAACUCCCAAGAUGUGGAACGCAUAAAGAGCACAGCAAGACGCACGCACGCUGGUCAUCUAUUGCAUCCUGGUCUAUUUCCAGUCGUCUUGACCACGUCUUGCCAUUGGAUCAAACAGGACAUGAAGAGAGAAUGAGGCGGACGAAGUGAGCAACUCUUACUCCCUUUAAACAAAAUACAUCUCAAGUCAGGGCUAAUAUUCAAGUCGAAUCCUUGGUCUUCUUCGCAUGAAAAAUGAAACAGAAGAACAAUAAUAAUUGUGAAUAAAUCUACUUAGCCUCUAAACAUGUUAGCCUCAAAUUUUCAACAUUUUCAAAUAAAACUGCUAAAAUUGAAAGAUUUUUUAUUUUUGUGAAACUUUUACACAAAAGCAAAAUCAAUUAUAAACUAUAUUUUUUUACAUGAUAAAAUUCCAAUCUAAAUUAUAAUUUUAAUGUAGUCGCUGUUCAUAAAGUUGAUCUGAAACUUAAUUAUUGAUGUAAUUUCAAUAAAACAAAAUUCCAAAAUGAACCAAAUUGCAUUCAAGCGAACAGACAUACCCCAAAGCCUAACGUCGAAAACCAAAUUAGUUUUAAUUGGCUGGUUGUACAUUUAUUCUGCAAUACAAGGGUGACGUUAACAUUGAUACUUCGGGCGGUGGUGGAGGACACGGAACGUUUGUGGAAAACGGGAGGCUGGGGCUGAAAUAAUAUGUAUACACAUGUUGGACGGGCUGAAACGAGCUGCGCCACAUGAGAGUGUUGGCAUUUCAAAAAUAACGUUUUUUCUCUUGCCUAUUCCUAUUAUUUAAUUUGAUUUUCUUAAUAUUAAGUUUACGCCGAAACAAACAGCGGAGUGAUGCAUUAUUACUAUGUUUAAAACACAUUAUUACUAUGUUUAAAACACAUUAUUACUAUGUUUAAAACACAUUAUUACUAUGUUUAAAACACAUUAUUACUAUGUUUAAAACACAUUAUUACUAUGUUUAAAACACAUUAUUACUAUGUUUAAAACACAUUAUUACUAUGUUUAAAACACAUUAUUACUAUGUUUAAAACACAUUAUUACUAUGUUUAAAACACAUUAUUACUAUGUUUAAAACACAUUAUUACUAUGUUUAAAACACAUUAUUACUAUGUUUAAAACACAUUAUUACUAUGUUUAAAACACAUUAUUACUAUGUUUAAAACACAUUAUUACUAUGUUUAAAAGCAAUAUGUUUCCAAACAGAGCAAUGUUUAGCUCAGCCGCACGCAGUCCUUGACCUACAAGCAGCUGCGACGUGCUACCAUUGUGACACUCACGCACGUCAUUUCCCAGCAUGCCUCAGCGAGCCUGUCACUUGUCAUCCCGACGAGGUGGGAAUUAGUAACAAUUUUAGUUAGAAAAUAUACUCAUCUCACGAACCUUUAUUAGCAUCCCAACCCACCCACCCCCCAGCCCCCACCCCCAAAUCCCAACCCGUUUUGCUUCAUUUAACUUCUUUUAAUCAUCUCUUAGGUCUUAGGGCAAUACAGUGACAAAUGUCAAAUGUAGGCAAGUUUACUUAUGUUGUGAUUUACGUUGCGUGCGUUUGUAAACAAACUAUUCAAUAAUUAUGCAGAUGACUUGCAUGGUCUGGCAUCAAAACCGUUUUGAAAUGCUACUUUACUUUACAAAGGCAAAUUUAAGUUACAAAUCUAAGAGCACGUCUAGCGUACGUGGUAUGGUGUAGCCGUAUAGGCUGAAUACCGUGUUAUUUGUUAGGCUAUUCAACGAUUAAAUUGUAUUAAAACACGAAAAUCUAUAACAAGGGAUGGUGCUGACGUAGGAUGAUGGCACUUUGACCCGCCCCCCCCCCCUCACACCCAUUUCCUCCUGAUACCCGAGACUACUUUCUAGAUCAACUCUACGAAAAUACCAAAAACAUUUACUCUCCGCCUAAACUUGACUUCUUCCUCACAUCAAAAUAAUUCUCUAUGUAACAAUGUUUACUAACACCACCAGGACGCUCUGAUAUCACUAAAUGAUUUACACGAUAACUGCGCUAAAUGAGAUUCAUGAAACUACUGCAUGCCCGUUUGGUGCGUAAUAUUUUCUUUUUUUAUCGAAACAGUCUCGUCUAUAUAUAUAAUUCGCCAGAAGUAGGGUAAUCAACAAGACAACCACGCAGACUAUUUAUAGAUACGCCAGAGCAAACAAGACGCUCCCCUCCCUUCCCUUGCCACCCUCACUUGCCAGCCAGCUCACGGCGUAUGCUAAGCCGCGGGUAGGCGUGAAAUAAAAAGUGUGGCGUGAAGUAUCAUGAAAAAAUGUGGGAGGGGGGGUGUAGGUAAAUUGUCAUUCUUAAAUGUGCGUAACUUGAGUUCACGUUUUUUGUCAAGUAACUUUAGAAGAUGGGCAGUUCACGCAGUGCUGUCGCCAAUGUUUGCCGGGCUACAUCUAGUUCAAAUAUUAUAGUAUACAUAUGAAGUUUAAACAUGGUUGUGACAUUAGGAUAUUAAUAUAGUUCAGUGGCACGAAAAAAAGUGGGGAGUAUGCGAACCUGGAAAAAAAAAAGGGUUGGGGGGGGGGGGGAGCACUAAUUGGGAUUGUUAUAAAGUGCGUUGCUAGAGUGCAUGUUUUUCAAGUAACUGUGUAAGUAGAUGGGAAUUUCACGCAUCGCUGCCACCAUUGUCUGGUGGUCUAUAACUAUUGGUGUAAUAAAUCUGCCGUGGAAAAGUGGGUGGGGCAUUAGUAUAUUAAUAUAGUUCAUGGGCGAUGGCGUACGGGAUUUUUUUUUGGGGGGGGGGUGUUGGGGUGGAGGAGCACUAAUUUCGAAAUCUUAUCAAAUUCGUUACUUGAAUUUAUGUUGUGUCAAGUCACUUGAGUAGAUGAAAAUUUCAUGCAUUCCCGCCCCCAUUCUUUGAUGAGCUGUAUAGCUAGUCGGCCAGUAAAUCCAGUUAAUCCUAGGACGGUUCAGAAACAUGAAACAACAAUAGAGAAUAUUCUCAGCUGCUGGUAAUUUCCGUUGUUCUUCCAUCACUCCCAGGCGUGUUCGAUAUCCUAUGGAACUGGACUACCCACCAUCAGGUGCCAGAAAUCUGACGUAAGUUGAACUCUGGAUAAAACUUUAACGUACAUGACUGUCUGGGGUCUUAGCAUUUAUCAUUCAACAACAGCAAAUAAACCAAUUCUAAAGACAUAUAAUUUACAGUUUUAACACUAUACACAUUAUCGACGGAAUUUUAAAAUCAUACCACGAAUGGCCACUAAUUGUGCAAGGUUUCACUUACAACAUUUUCUCAAAUAAAAAUAUGCUUCCGGUAAUUAUGACAUACACGCAUACCUUACAUAAACCAUUUUGGUUGAAAAUUAAUUUUGGAUUAUGAACCAAACAUUUUUAAAAAAAGUUUAAUUAGCAAUAACAUAUUAUUCCAUCAUAAGUAAAUGCCAAUAUUCGUCCAUGUUUUUUAAAAUCUCCCCUUUUUAAAUAGUCUGUUUCUGGUCUCGGCCAAAUAUAGUCUCUGAAAAUUUCCUCUGUGUCAAAAUUAUCAACUUUUUGUCCACAUUUAGGCUUGUUUGCAUGAUGUGUCACAUCCCAUAGGGGGUUGCACCGGAGGUGGUGUAGAGGUCCACCCCAACCAGUGUGAGCUCUGCUGUCACACCACAGCCUGUGUUCAGGGCAUCAAUGGACUCCUGCUGCAAGAAUUCCGUACGUGUGUAUGUUAGCAACUAUUGGCACGUGAUGUGCGCCGUGUUUAAUAGCCUGGUCUAAUAAGUUAAGCGAUCUUCCCAUUUUAAAACAUUGAACAACAUAAUUAAUGACAUUUCUGCUGGAAAAAUAAGUUGGUUAGGCAGAGCACAGCAUCCAAUUCAGUUGGAAUGACGUCAUGACAAAUACAAAAAGAGUCAAACUCACGAACCCAACCGUUCACAACUUACAGUUUAACCCACCAAUUACUAUCAAUGGCGUCAUGACAAAGGCAUUCAGACUCAAACUCUCGAACACAACCGUUUACAACUUACAGUUUUACCCACUAAUACUAUAAAUGACGUCAUCACAAAGGUAUUACAGACUAAAACUCUCAAAGACAACCUUUCACAACGUACAAUUUUAUCAAUUACUUUUUCUUGUCGUUUCUUAUUUUCCAACUUUCUUGUGUUAAACUGCAAUCAUUAUUGAGCCCUCAUAUCUCUUUUUCUGCGCUAUACUUUGCAAGAUCAUUUCAAUUUCUUUCUAUACAACAAUCCAUUUCCUUGAAGUCUCUUUGUCCCAUAUUUUCUGUGGCAUUCCUAUUUUUUCUAAUCUGGGGAUUAAAGAACAUUUUAACACUGACUGGCACGAAAUAAAGUCACUUCUGAAACAAAGGAGCAAUGUUUUCUGAUAUAGAUUAGCAGCCGAGCCUACAAACGUCACGAGUGGCAUUUUGUAAGACGCUGUGGUGGAGGGGGUAUAUUCUCAUGAGAGCAGGUGUUAUAGCCACAUGAGAAUAGGUAUUAUUGUCUCAUGAGUGAAGGUGUUACAGUCACAUGAGAGGAGGUGCAAUAAUCUAAUGAGAGGUCGUGUUAUAGUCUCAUGAGCUGUUGUUGUGUGUUUGUGUCUGUGUGUGUGUGUGUGUGUUUGCUUGGGUACCUUUUUUCAAAGCAUAAACAUAAAAAAAAAAAUGAACAUCACCUUUCAGCUCAGGUUGGUGUGACUGUUCUACAGCAAGGCCCAGUCACGUGUUACCACUGUGACCAGCAGACCCGCCAUUUCCCAGGAUGCCUCAGCCAGCCUGUCACCUGUCGGGCAGACGAGGUAGGAACGUCUUAACAGGUUCCACAAGUACCAUCGGUGGCUCAUCCUAAUGUUUUAUUCCAUAGCUUUGCACUGUUCGACGGUUACUUAAACAACGGGCGAUUGAUAUGUGGCCCACGAAAAUACAGUGUAACACAAAGCAAUGUAAACAAACUUAUUUUUUCCGCGCACGCUAAUCGCUCGGAAACACCUGGACAAUGCCGCCACGGACUCAACAUCAAUCGAGAGCUUCAAGGCUGCCCUGGCGUUUGCUGGGAGCCUUUAGGAUAGCAGUAUCGCUUUCCUCAACCGUUGCACAUAUGCCAGUACAUGGAUUCAGCAACGCACCCCUCCCACCCCUCCAAAACCAGAACAUGUUCUCAGACGUUGCCAUAACUGCCUGUACAUUAGAUCGUACGAUAUGUUUCUGAAUUUAAAAAAAAAAUCCCUUGGUCUGUCAAUGAGACAUUGACGUUAAGACUUGCAUUGUUCUGACGUUACUUAUACACUGAACUAAAUGUAAUGGAACUUUUCAUCGAUUACUCGAAAUUACAGUAAAGAAAAAUUGAUGGACAGUAACUACUAGACAUACGCCUACAGGAUAAGAUGACAAUUGUAUGUAAGAUUAUUACAUUUUCACCAAUUGUUUUUUUUUUUUUUUCCAUUCAUCACAUGCAGGUUUGCUCUAUAUCCUAUGGUAUUGGUUUACCAUUUUUCAGAUGUGAAAAGUCAAACGUAAGUAAAUCUCAAAACUGAAUUCAAGCUUUAGUUUCAGUUUCCUAGAUCAACCGCUGAACUGAAGUUAAACUAUAGUUUCAUUUUCCUAGAUCAACCGCUGAACUGAAGUUAAACUAUAGUUUCAUUUUCCUAGAUCAACCGCUGAACUGAAGUUAAAUUAUAGUUUCAAUUUCCUAGAUCAACCGCUGAACUGAAGUUAAGCUAUAGUUUCAUUUUCCUAGAUCAACCGCUGAACUGAAGUUAAACUAUAGUUUCAUUUUCCUAGAUCAACUGCUCAACUGAAGUUAAAAUAUAGUUUCAUUUUCCUAGAUCAACUGCUGAACCGAAGUUAAACUAUAGUUUCAUUUUCCUAGAUCAACCGCUGAACUGAAGUUAAACUAUAGUUUCAUUUUCCUAGAUCAACCGCUGAACUGAAGUUAAACUAUAGUUUCAUUUCCCUAGAGCAACCGCUUAACUGAAGUUAAACAAUAGUUUCAUUUUCCUUAUUACCGGUACAAUGUUUACUGAGAAUUUAAAAAAAAAAAAUUGUCUGUUAAUGCUGAAAUGGACACUUCACAAAGGGCCUAAAUGAACUGAUACAAUGUCAGGGGUCAAAUUAUAACUUUGAUUUUUUUUUUACACAACGACAUCACAUGAAUUGUGUAGGAUAUUAAAUAACUCCUCAUAAAACAGAACUUCAUAAUAUUUUUUUAAGUUGUCUCGUAAAUUAAUUCCUAUUUAAAUGUUCUUGUUCCCCAUCCAGGAUUGUGUUCGAGACGUGUCUCAUCCCAUGAGGACUUGUGCUGGGGGUGGUGUAGAGGUACAGACCAACGAGUGCGAGCUCUGCUGCUCUUCGUCAGCCUGCAUGAACGACAUCAGUGGACUGCUAUUGCAAGAGUUCCGUACGUGUGUAUAUAAGAAUGUAUCGGUCAUCAUACAAGAAUCAAUCGGUCAUCAUAUAAGAAUCCAUCAAGAAUCAUCUAAGAAAAUAUCGGUCAUCAUAUAAGAAUCUAUCAAGAAUCAUCUAAGAAAAUAUCGGUCAUCAUAUAAGAAUCCAUCAAGAAUCAUAUAAGAGAAUAUCGGGCAUCAUAUAAGAAUCUAUCCGUAAUCAUAUGAGAAUAUAUCGAUCAUCAUAUGCCAUAUCAAUAGUGACAUAGUCGUUAAUGAUCUCUAGCCUUUUCAUCACCAUAUUUCUCCACAAUCUCAAUGUAUUUUGCAUUCUCACUUUGAAUAUUAAUGCCUUUUAUUAAAAUUAAAUCAAACACAAAAAUUGCUUGUCAUCUUUAAAAAACUAACCAAUAUUAAACUACAUCGCGCCUUUCGAUUCCAGCGUACCAAACUGCGAACCAAGGAAUCUUCUGCCCUGGUUCGUGUCCGGAGACCGACAUCGCCACAUGCGUCCACACGGCGACCUACUGCCACGCGGAUCAGGUGGGUCAAAGUUCAUGCCUUAAAGCGAAGAAAUCGAACUCGUUUUAUACGAGAUCCACUAUUUGUUAUCAUGACUUUAUUUUGACAGACGUGGAGAACGAUUAAAUCCUACACCAGGUCCUCUACCGCACAGUCCUUUAAUCUUGUCCAUCUCAAUGAAUGGACCAUUUUAAAAGUAAUUGUAUGAAAUGUAUAAAUGUAUAUAAAUGUAUAUAUAUAUAUAUAUAUAUAUAUAUAUAUAUAUAUAUGUUUAUUUAUUUAUUUAUUUUGCUCAUUAUGCUCUCAUCCUUCCGUCAAAAUGUGACGAUAGUGUGGAUUUCGCAGGACGAAAUCCACAAGGCCUGGGAUUAUUCUUCCAAAUUAAGCAACAACAAUUUGCCUCUCUACAGCUUGGCACCAAUGGCGUCGUCGGACUGUUUCAUUGUUCCGAUGUUAUCCGCCUACGGGACUCCAUCUCCGGGUUUAAAUUCAAAGUUUCCUUUUAUACAAAGAGUUGCGUUCCAACGUUAACGAGUCCCAUCAGCCCAAGGUGCUGCUGAUGUUUUUGCUUGACUCGGCUUUGUGCGGAUUGAACUUUAGAGACCAUCACCUUGAGAUUUGCUCAGUUUAGACCAAUCGGGCACCCAGCAACUUAUAAAUAUAACUAUAAAAUAAGUAUGAAAUGGAAAACAGUUUUUUAAAUAAAGGAAUGUAAAAGACUAAUUUUUCUUUAACCUCAGCACAAGUCAAAUUUUUAAAUUAAUAAUAAAAUAUUUCGCUUUUGUUCAAUAAGUUAAAAUCCUAUAGGCAACAGUUCUCAUAACGUGCUUCAAAAACUUCUUAAGAAUUGCUCCAUUGCUAUUUAAACGUGAUAGGAAUUGUUCCGGUAUGAUUUAUACGUGUUACAAAUUGUUCCGUUGUGGUUUUAACGUCUAAUGACAUGCAUCUCUAUGAAACGUAUAUUCGUAUACUAUUAUUUGUAACCUCCACAGUUCUGUGAGGUUGGCAUUGACGAUCACUUGAUAGUACAGGGACACUGUAAGAACGCUCACGAGCUGCAGGUGAGCCGGACAUGCAUUCAUAUGUGUUUACACAUUCAUGUACAUCUUAAGGUGGAAAUGUUUGGGAAGCAAAUUUAUUGGAUUUCAAAUUUUCGUUUCAAGAAUUACAUGUCAAAACUGUAACUUUUAUCACCGGAUUUAAACGAGAAAUCUGGAGAUUUGAUAAAUGAUGACAUAUGUUUGACAGUGAGAGAGUUGAUAAAAUACUGAAAUAUAUUUAAGAGUGAGAGAGUUGAUAUAUUUAUGACUUAUGUCUAAACAUUCUUUUACAAUCAAAAAUGUCCUUGCUUUUUAAUCGUGUCUCCGCUGUGUUCCUACACAACAGAAAUGUCACGACGACCUAGCUAGACACCCGUGCGCACUGACCGUCGGUCAACCUGGUCACAUCGCAAAAUGCAUCUGGGACUGCUGUCAGAGUAAAGAGUGCCUGGCUGCCCAUUUUGGCGCCUACAUGGGUAAAACAAUAUAUAAAAAUCUAAGUUUACUGGGGGCUGAAGGCUUGGGGGAAUAAGGGAAGGAAGGGACUGGGAACUGGGGGGACUGAGGGACUGGGGGAAUUUUGGACUUGUGGACUUGGGGACUUGUGGACUUGGGGACUUGUGGACUUGGGGACUUGUGGACUGGUGGACAUGUGGACUUGUGGACUUGGGGACUGAGGGACUUGGGGACUGAGGGACUUGGGGACUUGGGGACUAAGGGACCUGGGGACUGAAGGACUGAGGGGACUGAGGGAUUGAGGGACUUGGGGACUGAGGAACUGAGGGACUUUGGGACUGGGGGACUCAGGGAUUUGGGGAAUAGGGGACUUGUAGAUUUGGGGACUUGUGGACUGGUGGACAUGUGGACUUUUGGACUUGUGGACUUGGGGACUUGUAGACUGGUGGACUUGGGGACUAGGGGACUUGUGGACUGGUGGACAUGUGGACUUGUGGAGUUGGGGACUAGGGGACUUGUGGACUGGUGGAUAUGUGGACUUGUGGAGUUGGGGACUUGGGGACUUGUGGACUUGUGGACUUGGGGAUGAGGGGACUUGUGGACUGGUGGACAUGUGGACUUGGGGACUUGUGGACUUGGGGACUUGUGGACUUGGGGACUUGUGGACUUGUGGACUGGUGGACAUGUGGACUUGUGGAGUUGGGGACUUGUGGACUUGGAGACUUGUGGACUUGUGGACUUGGGGACUUGUAGACGUGUGGACAUGGGGACUUGGGGACUUGUGGACUUGGGGACUGGUGGACAUGUGGACAUUUGGACUUGGGGACUUGGGGACUAGGGGAAUUGUUGACUUGUGGACUUGUGGACUUGGGGACUAGGGGACUUGUGGACUGGUUGACAUGUGGACUUGUGGACUUGGGGACUUGUGGACUUGUGGACUUGGGGACUUGGUGACUGAGGGACUUGGGGGCGGGGACUUGGUGACUGAGAGACUUAUGGGGAUUGGGGGGACUGGUGGGACUGGGGGAUUAGGGGGAAUUGAGGGACUGGGGAACUGGAGGGACUGGUGGGCUGUGGGGCUGAGGGGACUGUGGAGACGGGAGGACUGGGGAUGGGGGGGGGCUGAGGGGAAUGCGAGACUGGGGCACUUGGAAGACUGAGGGGGCAGAGGGGACUUGAGCGACUGGGAUUGAAUGAAAUAAGUUUCUAAAACAUAUUUUUUAAAUUUAUAUUAAAAACCAUUAAACAUUAAAUAAAAGUUGUAUAUUUUUAGUCAAAUUUUAAAGCGUCUUCAAACAUUUUAUUGAAUAACACAUGUUAAUGAAUAAAGCAUGUUAUUGAAUAACACAUGUUAAUGAAUAAAGCAUGUUAUUGAAUAACACAUGUUAAUGAAUAAAGCAUGUUAUUGAAUAACACAUGUUAAUGAAUAAAGCAUGUUAUUGAAUAACACAUGUUAAUGAAUAAAGCAUGUUAUUGAAUAACACAUGUUAAUGAAUAAAGCAUGUUAUUCCAUAAAAAUAUUUCAAUAGCCUAUAGAAACUCAUUAACUUUCACUUAAACUUUAAAUUAGAUUUAGAUAUUCUCUAUAACGGAACAGCUUCAUCAAAUACAUUCCUAAUUACUGUGGUUAAUAAAUACUCCCCCAAUAAUAUACUUUAAUAUGUUGCAUUGCGUUCCUAAACACUCCCCAAUAAUAUAAUUUCAUAUGUUGCAUUGCGUUCCUAAACACUCCCCAAUAAUAUACCUUCAAAUGCAGCGUUGCUUUCUUUACACUCUCCUGUACUAUAACUUUAUCUGUGGCAUUGCAAUGCUUUUCUAUACAUUCCCCUGUACUAUACCUUUAUCUGUGGCAUUGCAAUGCUUUUCUAUACAUUCCCCUGUACUAUACCUUUAUCUGUGGCAUGGCAUUGCUUUUCUAAAUAUUUAUUUUUAUGUUGAUCUCUGAUUCAAGGCGUUCAGAUAUCGAAUUCUAAAUCAAUACGAUGAGUUAUAUGAUUGGUUAUUUUGUAAAUUAUCUUAAGGCCUCACAUUUAACAUUGCAUGUGACCUCAUCAUAAGAUCUUGAUCUUUUUCGAUAUAUCUCGUGCUUAAAAAAAAUAAUAAAUCCGGGGUUAAUAUUUAAAAAAGUUGCACUCUCUAGUCAUAUGUCUGAGUAAUUACUUUCAUUGUCACAAUUCUUUGUCGGUAAAUCCGAUCUUCAAAUGCUAUGAACAAGAAACCUUGCUUCUACGAGGACAGACUUCCUCAUUUAAACAAACUCAAGAUCGAGCGAUAGAACUAUUGCAAUGUAAUUAUUUCGUAAUUAUUUCAAUUUACUUACCUGAAAAAAAAAAAAACGAAGAUCUGUAAGCGUGUAUUCUUCAUCUUGCAGGGACGCCAGCUCCACAAGUGUUGACCCUAGCACCCUUAGCCACGCCAGCACCUACACGUAAGUACGGCAUGAAAAUCUAAAACACCAUCUUGACCUUUGAACCGAGUGACAAAACCAGUCUUUGUCUCGUCCUGGCGGCCAUAAGGAUGCCAAUAGUAUUGGUCAAGAAUUCGUUUAAAAAAAAAAAAUCAUUGACAACGUUGUCUGAAAAAAAGAAGCCAAGCUGGCCACCGUAGAAAAAAAUUACAUUGCGGGAAUCGUUUCUAGUGAGGAGAUCACUGUUAAAAUUCAUCAUCUUUGUCACGAUACAAUUUUUUUUUUUUUAAAGAUAAACCAUUUGUUCUAUGGCUUUGAAAGGUAAGAAUAAAAUAAAAUUACAGUUAAAAAAUUUAGUGUAGAAUCGAGUAAGAAAAAAAAAAAAUUUUAAAAUUCAUCAUCUUUGUCACGAUACAAUUUUUUUUUUUUUUUAAAGAUAAACCAUUUGUUCUAUGGCUUUGAAAGGUAAGAAUAAAAUAAAAUUACAGUUAAAAAAUUUAGUGUAGAAUCGAGUAAGAAAAAAAAAAAAUUCGCGACAUACGGCUAAAUCUUUCUUUAGCUAAAUCUAGCAUAUUAUUCCAAUGACAUUGUGUUUUUUUUGUUUGUUUUUUUUUAAAUCGGAUCAUUCAAAAAAAUAUUUUCAGCCAGGUUUUUUAAACUUUCCAUUCUAUGGAUGCGACAAUAUGUGUGACUUCACUUUUAAAUGUUUGAUCUUUCACAGCUGUCACCUGCAGGACAUGUGACGGAAAUUGUGCAGGCGACGGGAUCUAUUCGAACUGCCCGACUGGAUUCUGCUCUCUGACUAUCGUCGACUCCAAAGAUGGAAGUAGGUCAUUUCGGAAAGGGUAAGACAUUUAGGUUCAUGUAAUUCACACUUGAUUAAUAGCUAUUUAUAUCUGUACAUUACAUAUACGUUAAUUACACAGCAGAUUUUGCACAAAAGGAAACCAGUCCUCAAUUAGUUGUUUACGCACAUGGUAUGCUCGUUUACUCAAAAUUUUCAUAGAGAGAGGGAGAGAGAGAGAGAGAGAGGGUGAAAUAAAGAAAAAGAGAGAAAAAUAGAGGGGGAGAGAAAGAGAGAAACAUAAAGAGAGAAAGAAGGGGUAAUGAGAGAGAAAAGAGAGAAAGAGAGCGAGAGAGAGAGAGAGGGCGAAAUAAAGAAAAAAAGAGAAAGAUGGAGAGGGGGGAGAAAGAGAGAGUUAUAAAGAAAGAGAGAAGGAUUAAUGAGAAAGAAAAGAGAGAGAGGGUGAGAAACGCGAAAUGCUAUACAGGGUGGAUGGGACUCAUUAGCCUAUCAUGGCAAAUCAUCUAAGAGAUUGCAAACACUGAAUUCAAACUGGAGCCAGAAUGAUAAAUACAUUUAUCUUUUGCCCGUAAAAUAUUUUUUUUAAAAAAAAGGUACACAAAAUAUGGACAUUAUUAAAUGAAGCUUUCAGAUUAAAUUUUUCAGCGUACUCUUAACAAAACUGAUAUAUAUAUUUAUAUAUAUAUACUUACAUAUCUUCAGGUGCUCCACCCAAGAUCAGUGUCAAAAGGACUGGCUAGACGGGUGGAGUAAGAAUCCACUCUGUCUCGCUUACAUUGCGAAUCCCACCAAGGUAUCCGGUCAGGAUAACUCUUGCUCAUUUUGCUGCACGAGUGACAACUGCAAUGAACACAUCGUCGACACGAGUGUGCUGUAUGGUGUGCACAUUUGAACUCGUGAGAACGUUUUGUGAACAGCCAUUUAGGAAAAUAACGACAAAACGGGACAAUGACAAAAUCAUUUGUGUGUUAUAAAUUUAAAAAAAAAAGCGGGAAAUUCUUCAGCUGUCAGAAACCAAAUGGCGGCAUUGUGUCAGAAAGCAAAAUAAAAAUUAUUGGAUGGCCACCUUGUUCUUUGUUAUUUUGCAUUUUAAUUCUUUGAAAUAUUUUUAGUUGCCUACCUACUACAUUUUUAUAGUUUAAAUAUUUUUUUUUUUUGAGUUCAGUGUACCAAACCGAAGUUUAUAAAGGCAAUGACUAGCUUGGAACAUGUCUUCUGGUAGAUUUGUUCUUCCAUUAGUCACAUGCCAUAGAGCGGCUAACAUAGCUAAUGAUUAUGUGAUUCGUAUUUAAUGAUUACAUGAUUCGUAGGUGAUGAUUAUACGAUUCAGAGUAAAUGAUUAUAAGUUUCAUAGUUAAUGAUUAUAAGUCUUAUAAUUAAUAAUUAUAUGAUUUAUAGUUGAUGAUUACAUGAGUCGUAGUUAAUGAUUAUAUGUUUCAUAAUAAUGAUUAUUUUAAAGUUGGUGAUCAAAGAUUUAUUGAAAUAAGGCUUAAGGCUAUUAAAUCAGUUAAUUUAAACAAAACAAUGAUAUAUAUAUUAUCAUAAAAAUUAUCAUUAUUUUUUUUUUAUGGCAUCCUUCGGUCUUCGUGAGACGAUGGAGUAGUUAUAUAGUUCUACACUUUGACGAGUGGCUCACUAGGCCAAUCCUUGAAUGGCAAUCACGGCCGCAUCUCUCGCAGGAGAAUAUUGAAACCCGGUCAAUUCUUGAUUUUCGAAUUGUUCGUUUUGAUUCGAGGGCCUCUUUUCGAGUAACUUCUGCCUUUCUCACUACUCCAAACACUGCUGUACGCCAGUUGGAGCAAUGUUCAGCAAUGAACUCCCCUCUGCCAACUCUCCAUACAGCAGAAUCUUUGGGAUACGUCCUUCCUCCAUUCUCCAUACAUGGCCUACCCAGUGAAGGCGUCUCUUGAUAAGAAAAGAGAAUAUGCUAAACAUGUGUGCACGUUCCAAGACCUCCACGUUAGGCACCCUGUCCUGCCAACGAAUGCGCAAAAUGCGACGCAGACAUCUUUGAUGGAAGCUGUUGAGUUUCCGCUCCUGACUUGUAUAUGUGGUCCACACUUCGCUACCAUAUAGGAGCGUGCUAAGCACGCAUGCCUGAUAUACACUUAUUUUUGUUUUUAUCAGUUAGAUUGGGAUUAUUCCACACCCGCUUAUUCAGUUUAGCCAUAGUUGCUGCUGCUUUUGCAAUCCUGGUAUUGAGCUCUUCAUCAACGGAGAGAGAACUAGAAAAAUUGGAUCCCAGGGAUAUGAAAUGAUCAACAACCGAAAGAUUAUGACCCUCAAUGGAUAUGAUUGGAGGGGACGGUGAGAGAGAGAGAGAGAGAGAAGGAGUGACAAAGAAAGAGAGAAAGAAAUUUAAAUCAAACAAAUAUUAUCAUCUUUAUAUAUAUAUAUAUAUAUCUUUGUGAUUUUUAUUUUUUUCCAUUCUAAACCCAUAAUUUUUGGAGAGACUAAUGGGGAUUCUCAGUAACAUAACAAUGGGGCUUAGUGAUUUACAACAUCCAUUGGCUGCAAGCUUAAAGGAACAAAGUAUUUUGUCUUUGAGAAAAUUAACUAGUAAUAAAAUCAAAAGAAAAUAGAUUUCGAUAAACAAAAAAAAAAAAACAAAAAAAAACCAGGAACAUGAUUUGCACUCGCUGGAUUUUGGAGUUUUUAUAAUCCCAAAACGUCGUUAAGAUUAAAAAAAAACAACAACUCAUGACAGUACAAAAAUUUUAAUUUUUUAAAAGAACAAAGAAUUUUUUCUUUAAAAAAAAUAACUAAAAAAAAAAAAAAAAAAAAAUAGAUUUCAAUAAAAAAAAAAAAAAAAACAAAAAAAAACCAGGAACAUGAUUUGCACUCGCUGGAUGUUGGAGGUUGUAUGAUCCCAAGACGUCGUUAAGAUUAAAAAAAAACAACAACUCGUGUCGGUUCAAUAAUUUUAACUUUCAUGGCUAAUACACUUGGGAUUCUACGCUAAAUUUGUCUAAUACACAUAGUAGUCCACGGCUAAUUGUGUCUAAUACACAUAGUAGUCCAGGCUAAUUUUUUUUUCUAAUACACAUAAUAUUUUGCGACUACAUUGGUCUAAUACACAUAGAAGUAUAUGGCUAAAUUUGUCUAAUACACAUGAGUAAACCAUUAAAUUUGUCUAAUGCACAUUGAAAAAAAAGCAAAAUUUGUCUAAUGCACAUAGGAAUAAAAGGAUAAAUUUGUCUAAUGAACAUAGGAAUAAAAGACUACAUUUUUAUAAUGCACAUAAGAAUAAAUGGUUAAAUUUCUCUAAUGCACAUAGGAAUAAAAUGACAAAUUUGUCUAAUAUACAGGGGAAUAAAAGGCUAAAUUUGUCUAAUGCACUUAGGAAUAAAAGGCUAAAUUUGUCUAAUGCACAAAGGAAUAAAAGGAUACAUUUUUCUAAUGCACUUAGGAAUAAAGGGAUAAAUUUGUCUAAUGCAAGUAGGUAUAAAAGGCAAAAUUUGCCUAAUGCACAUAGAAAUAAAAGGAUAAAUUUGUCUAAUGCACAUAGGAAUAAAAGGAUACAUUUGUCUAAUGCACAUAGGAAUAAAAGGCUAAUUUUUUCUAAUGCACAUAGGAAUAAAAGGAUAAAUUUGUCUAAUACAAUGAGGAAUAUGAGGCUAAAUUUGUCUAAUACACAUAGUGAUAAAAGGCUAAAUUUUUCUAAUGCAUAUAGGAAUAAAAGGCUAAAUUUGUCUAAUGCACUUAGGAUUAAAAGGAUAAUUUUGUCUAAUGCACAUAGGAAUAGAAGGUUAAAUUUGUCUAAUACAAUAAGGAAUAAAAGUCUAAGAUUGUCUAAUGAACAUGUGAAUAAAAGGUUAAAUUUUGCAAAUGCAUAUAGGAAUAAAAGGCUAAAUUUGUCUAAUGAACACAGGAAUAAAAGGUUAAAUUUGUCUAAUGCACAUAGGAAUAAAAGGCAAAAUUUGUCUAAUUUACAUAGGAAUAAAAUGCUAAUUUUUUCACAUGGGAAAAAAAGUCUAAAUUUGUCUAAUUCACAUAGGAAUAAAAGGUUAAAUUUGUGUAAUGCACUUAGGAAUAAAAGGCUUAUUUUGUGUAAUGCACAUAUGAAUAAAUAGUUAAAUUUGUGUAAGGCACUUAGGAAUAAAAGUCUAAAUUUGUCUAAUGCACAUACGAAUAAUGGCUAAAUUUGUGUAAGGCACUUAGGAAUAAAAGGCUAAAUUUGUCUAAUGCACUUAGGAAUAAAAGGCUAAUUUUGUCUAAUGCACAUAGGAAUAAAAGGAUAAAUUUUUCUAAUGCACUUAGGAAUAAAAGGCUAAUUUUGUCAAAUGCACAUAGGAAUAAAAGGUUAAAUUUGUGUAAUGCACUUAGGAAUAAAAGGCUAAUUUUGUCUAAUGCACAUAGGAAUAAAAGGCAAAAUUUUUCUUAUGUCUUAUGGAAUAAAAGGCUAAAUUUGUCUAAUGUACUUAGGAAUGAAAAGCCAAAUUUUCCAAAUGCAUAUAGGAAUAAAAGGCAAAAAUUGUCUAAUGAACGCAGGAACAAAAGGAUAAAAUUGUCUAAUGCACAUAGGAAUAAAAGGCUAAGUUUGUCUAAUGCACAUAGGAAUAAAAGGCAAAAUUUGUCUAAUGCACUUAGGAAUAAAAGACUAAUUUUGUCUAAUGCACAUAGGAAUAAAACGCAAAAUUUGUCUUAUGUCUUAAGGAAUAAAAGGCUAAAUUUGUCUAAUGUACUUAGAAAUGAAAAGCCAAAUUUUCCAAAUGCAUAUAGGAAUAAAAGGCUAAAUUUGUCUAAUGAACACAGGAACAAAAGGAUAACAUUGUCUAAUGCACAUAGGAAUAAAAGGCACAAUUUAUCUAAUGCACAUAGGAACAAAAGGUUAAAUUUGUCUAAUGCACUUUGGAAUAAAAGGCUAAUUUUGUCUAAUGCACAUGGGAAUAAAAGUCUAAAUUUGUCUAAUGCACAUAGGAAUAAAAGGUUAAAAUUUUUCAAUUGCACAUAGGAAUAAAUGGCUAAAUUUGUGUAAGGCACUUAGGAAUAAAAGGCUAAAUUUGUCUAAUGUACUUAGGAAUAAAAGGUUACAUUUGUGUAAGGCACUUAAGAAUAAAAGUCUAAAUUUGUCUAAUGCACAUAGGAAUAAAUGGCUAAAUUUAAGUAAGGCAAUUAGGAAUAAAAGGCUAAAUUUGUCUAAUGUACUUAGGAAUGAAAAGCCAAAUUUUCCAAAUGCAUAUAGGAAUAAAAGGCUAAAUUUGUCUAAUGAACACAGGAACAAAAGGAUAAAAUUGUCUAAUGCACAUAGGAAUAAAAGGCACAAUUUAUCUAAUGCACAUAGGAAUAAAAGGCUAAAUUUGUCUAAUACACUUAGGAAUAAAAUGCUAAUUUUUUCUAAGGCACAUGGGAAUAAAAGUCUAAAUUUGUCUAAACACAUAUGAAUAAAAGGUUAAAUUUGUCUAAUGCACAUAGGCAUAAAUGGCUAAAUUUGUGUAAUGCACUUAGGAAUAAAAGGCUAAAUUUGUCUUAUGCACGUAGGAAUAAAAGGUUAAAUUUGUCUAAUGCACAUAGGAAUAAAAGGUUAAAUUUGUCUAAUGCAUAUAGGAAUAAAUGGCUAAAUUUGUCUAAGGCACUUAGGAAGAAAAGGCUAAAUUUGUCUAAUGCACUUAGGAAUAAAAGGCUAAUUUUGUCUAAUGCACAUAGGAAUAAAUAGUUAAAUUUGUGUAAGGCACUUAGGAAUAAAAGUCUAAAUUUGUCUAAUGCACAUACGAAUAAUGGCUAAAUUUGUGUAAGGCACUUAGGAAUAAAAGGCUAAAUUUGUCUAAUGCACUUAGGAAUAAAAGGCUAAUUUUGUCUAAUGCACAUAGGAAUAAAAGGAUAAAUUUGUCUAAUGCACUUAGGAAUAAAAGGCUAAUUUUGUCAAAUGCACAUAGGAAUAAAAGGUUAAAUUUGUGUAAUGCACUUAGGAAUAAAAGGCUAAUUUUGUCUAAUGCACAUAGGAAUAAAAGGCAAAAUUUGUCUUAUGGAAUAAAAGGCUAAAUUUUUCUAAUGCGCAUAGGAAUAAAAGGCUUAAUUUGUCUAAUGCAUUGAGUAAUAAAAGGCUAAAUUUGUCUCAUAAACUUAGGAAUAAAAGGAUACAUUUGUCUAAUGCACAUAGGAAUAAAAGGCUUAAUUUGUCUAAUGCAUUGAGUAAUAAAAGGCUAAAUUUGUCUCAUAAACUUAGGAAUAAAAGGAUACAUUUGUCUAAUGCCCAUAGGAAUAAAAGGCUAAUUUUUUCUAAUGCACAUUGGAAUAAAAGGAUAAAUUUGUCUAAUGCACAUAGAAAAAAAGCCUAAAUUUGUCUAAUGCACAUAUGAAUAAAAGGCUAUUUUUUUCCAAUGCAUAUAGGAAUAAAAGGCUAAAUUUGUCUAAUGAACACAGGAACAAAAGGAUAAAAUUGUCUAAUGCACAUAGGAAUAAAAGACACAAUUUGUCUAAUGUACAUUGCAAUAAAAGGAAACAUUUGUCUAAUGCACAUAAGAAUAAAAGGCAAAAUAUGUCUAAUGCACUAAGAAUAAAAGGAUACAUUUGUCUAAUGUACAUGGGAAUAAAAGGCUAAAUUUGUCAAAUUCAUAUAGGAAUAAAAGGCUUAAUUUGUCUGAUUCAAAGAGGAAUAAAAGGAUAAAUUUGUCUAAUGCACAUAGGAAUAAAAGGCUAAUUUUGUCUAAUGCGAAUAGGAAUAAAAGCCUAAAUUUUUCUAAUGCACAUAGGAAUAAAAGGAUGAAUUUGUCUAAUGCACAAAGGAUUAAAAUGCUAAAUUUGUCUAAUACAAUGAGGAAUAUGAGGCUAAAUUUUUCUAAUACACAUAGUAAUAAAAGGCUAAAUUUUUCUAAUGCAUAUAGGAAUAAAAGGCUAAAUUUGUCUAAUGCACUUAGGAUUAAAAGGAUAAUUUUGUCUAAUGCACAUAGGAAUAAAUGGCUAAAUUGGUCUAUUGCACAUAGGAAUAAAAGGCUAAAUUUGUCUAAUGCACAUAGGAAUAAAAGGUUAAAUUGGUCUAUUGCACAUAGGAAUAAAAGGCUAAAUUUGUCUAAUGCACAUAUGAAUAAAAGGCUAAAUUUGUCUAAUACAAUGAGGAAUAAACGGCAAUUUGGUCUAUUGCACAUAGGAAUAAAAGGCUAAAUUUGUCUAAUGCACAUAGGAAUAAAAGUUUAAAUUUGUCUAUUGCACAUAGGAAUAAAAGGUUAAAUUUGUCUAAUGCACAUAGGAAUAAAAGGCUAAAUUUGUCUAAUGCACAUAGGAAUAAAAGGCUAAAUUGGUCUAUUGCACAUAGGAAUAAAAGGCUAAAUUUGUCUAAUGCACAUAGGAAUAAAAGGUUAAAUUUGUCUAAUGCACAUAGGAAUAAAAGGCAAAAUUUGUCUAAUGCACAUAUGAAUAAAAUGCUAAUUUUUUCUAAGGCACAUGGGAAUAAAAGUCUAAAUUUGUCUAUUGCACAUAGGAAUAAAAGGUUAAAUUUGUGUAAUGCACUUAGGAAUAAAAGGCUAAUUUUGUCUAAUGCACAUAGGAAUAAAUAGUUAAAUUUGUGUAAGGCACUUAGGAAUAAAAGUCUAAAUUUGUCUAAUGCACAUACGAAUAAUGGCUAAAUUUGUGUAAGGCACUUAGGAAUAAAAGGCUAAAUUUGUCUAAUGCACUUAGGAAUAAAAGGCUAAUUUUGUCUAAUGCACAUAGGAAUAAAAGGAUAAAUUUGUCUAAUGCACUUAGGAAUAAAAGGCUAAUUUUGUCAAAUGCACAUAGGAAUAAAAGGUUAAAUUUGUGUAAUGCACUUAGGAAUAAAAGGCUAAUUUUGUCUAAUGCACAUAGGAAUAAAAGGCAAAAUUUGUCUUAUGUCUUAUGGGAUAAAAGGCUAAAUUUUUCUAAUGCGCAUAGGAAUAAAAGGCUUAAUUUGUCUAAUGCAUUGAGUAAUAAAAGGCUAAAUUUGUCUCAUAAACUUAGGAAUAAAAGGAUACAUUUGUCUAAUGCACAUAGGAAUAAAAGGCUAAUUUUUUCUAAUGCACAUAGGAAUAAAAGGAUAAAUUUGUCUAAUACACAUAGGAAUAAAAGGCUAAAUUUGUCUAAUGCACUUAGGAAUAAAAGGCUUAAUUUGUCUAAUGCGCAUAGAAAUAAAAGGCUAAAUUAAUUUUCAUGCACAAAGCAAUAAAAGGCUAAAUUUGUCUGAUGCACUUAGGAAUAAAAGGCUAAAUUUCUCUAAUACACAUAGAAAUAAAAGGCUAAAUUUUUCUAAUGCACAUAGGAAUAAAAGGCUAAAUUUGUCUAAUGCACAUAGGAUUAAAAGGAUAAAUUUGUCUAAUGCACAUAGGAAUAAAAGUUUAAAUUUGUCAAAUGCACACAGGAAUAAAAGGUUGAAUUUUUCUAAUGUAAAUAGGAAUAAAAGGCUAAAUCUGUCUAAUGUACAUAGGAAUAAAAGGCUAAAUUUGUCUAAUGCUCUUAGGAAUAAAAGGCUAAUUUUGUCUAAUGCGCAUAGAAAUAAAAGGCUUAAUUUGUCUAAUGCAAAUAACAAUAAAAGGCUACAUUUGUCUAAUGCAUAGUGGAAUAAAAUGCUAAAUUUGUCUAAUGCACAUAUGAAUAAAAGGCUAAAUUUGUCUAAUGCAAAUUGGAAUAAAAGGCUAAAUUUGUCUAAUGCACAUAUGAAUAAAGGGAUAAAUUUGUCUAAUGCAUAUUGUAAUAAAAGGUUAAAUUUGUCUAAUGCACAUAUGAAUAAAAGGCUAAAUUUGUCUAAUGCAUAUUGGAAUAAAAGGCUAAAUUUGUCUAAUACACGUAUAAAGGAUAAUAACCUAAACCCUAACAUUUGGUACGACUUAAAAAAUAAAGGUAUUGAAAUGUGUUUUAACUGUUUUUCAGAUUUCGUUGCUCUUCUCCAACUUGCAUGACUAAAAAAAAAAAGGGGGGGGAUGGCGGGGGAAAACAAUCGUUAAGAAUGUUUUAAUUACAAGAAAAAUNGUUAAGAAUGUUUUAAUUCCAAGAAAAAUUAUCAAAUAUGGAAUACAUUAAAAUAUACUUGACAAAAGAGAUUGCACUGAAUCUAUAUUUCUUUGCAAAAUUCUCAUGUAGUUUUUAAAAUUCAUGUCAGUAAAAUUGUUUCAUAUAUGAAUUGUAAUCAAGGAAGAUAAAACGAUACUUUUUUAAAAAAAACUAGACGUCAUGGGGCUAUUCACUAAUUUUGAAAAUAGUUUUUUUUUUUAAAAACUUUAAUACACUGACCUAAAUAGUGGUAUUACCAAAAGGCCAGAUGCUCGUUAAAAUUGCUUCCCUGCAGAUAGGAAAUCUUAUCUCAGUCGUGUCAUAACAGUUGUCACAGAGUGUCAAAACAAAAACUUGAUACGAAAUAAAACAAAACACUUAACUUCCAUGACUUUUUCCAAGUCUUUUGUUGUUUUUUUAAAGUUUUUUUUUAAAACAAAAAAUAUCCUUCAAUAAAAACAAAUAUUAUUAAUAGGUUGUUAAAAAGAACUCACAAGAAAAACUUGAAAAAAACUAGACACAUGGCUACACUCUUUCAGGUAUUUGAAAAUCAAAAGAAAGCGUAAAAUAUUUUUUUAAAGUAAACUAAUGAAAAGAUGUGUGCCAGUGCUAAAAAAUGUAAUCAAUACAAAAUACCCGCAUGCACAUUUGUUGGUUAAAUUUUUUUUUUGUGUGUUUCAAUAUUGUUUUUAAUUUAACAAAUUCAUACACGACUUCUCAUUACCAACAAACCAUUUUUUUUUUAAAACAGCUGUGUUGCAACAGUCAUGAACUUUAGUUCAGCUACGCCUAUCCGUCAAUCAUGUCUGUGCAGUCAGCGCCUACUGUGCUUGCCUAAAACCUUUUCUCGUCCUAACAAAAAAAAAUAGGAGCACUAUAUCCAGUAUAUUUGUUUUUGUGUUAACUUACGUAAUCAGAUGAGUGGAUUUCCUGACAAACUUGUAUUUUGAUAGCGCCCCCCCCCCAACCCCAAGCCACCAUUUGAUAAAAGUACUCUUUGGAGCUUGAGACUACGAUUUUGAGACCUGAAAACUAAGCUGACACUGACCCGGGGGCUAAGUAGGUCCGAGACCAUCGUUUGUGUGUUUCACAUUUCAAAUGGAAUCAUGGAGGUCAUAGGCCAGUCAGCUGAUACCGCAAUCAGACUUUUUUUCAAUGAAUACGCUUUUUAUAAUGAGUUUGGUUUUCUGUUAACUGUUGUUUUUUAAAAAUCUGACACGCUGCAACGAAAUAAUCACAUGGGGUAAUUUUUUUGUUAAAUCCACGUUACGGACCGUGUUUCUGAAUGUGUGAGAAUCCAUGUUCAUCUGAUAAGACACCAAUCUUGAAAUUUUCUACAGUAAGCUUGUUGCCAUUCUUGUUCUGGGAUAGGGCAUGCCAACUAAGAUGAGAUGAAAUGACUUCCAACAUGAAGUUCUUAACGUUGGCGUUCAUUUUGUGGCUAGGUGAGUUUUUGAUCACUUGGGCAACACACGCAUCAGCCUACUGUGAUACACAGGGCCUCGUGUUGGUGAUAUAUUGACUACAGACCAUUGGUGUGAUGGACUCGUCCUUUCUGUCUUGUUGGCCUUCGCUGAUACACAGGGCCCUGUGUUGGUGAUAUAUUGACUACAAACCAUUGGUGUGAUGGACUCGUCCUUUCUGUCUUCUUGGCCUUCGCUGACACACAGGGCCUUGUGUUGGUGAUAUAUUGACUACAGACCAUUGGUGUGAUGGACUCGUCCUUUCUGUCUUGUUGGCCUUCGCUUAUACACAGGGCCUCGAGUUGGUUAUAUAUUGUCAACAGACGAUUUAUGGGAGGGACGCGUUCUUUCUUUCUUGUUGGUAAUAUGUAACCUGAUUCAACUUCAGAAUUUUGUCAGAGGAAAAUAAUUUAUUAAACUUGAAGUAUUACCUGUAUACAAUGUGGUUUUUGAAAAUUUCCGAGUAGAAGGCUUUUUAACCUAUCCUAGCGUCACAUUUUAACAUUAUCCUAGAGUCAUCUUUUAACAUGAUCCAGUGACAUCUUUUAAAAUUAUACUAGCGUCGACUUUUAACAUUAUCCUAGCGUAGCGUUUUAUCGUUAUCCUUUUGGCUUAUAUUCUAAAGCAAAGAUGGCGAAACUUUAGAGAUUCAAUGGCCGAAUUGCAACUGAAAAAACCCUUUAUUUAUUCAAAUGGCAACCCUAUAUCCUAUUAUUUAUUCAAAUUGCAAACCAAAUCCCAUCAUUUAGUCGAAUUCAUUCCAAAACCCCAUUAUUUAUUCAAAUUGAAAACAAUUUCACCCAAUCGUAAAUACUAGAAUUCUUGUUAAUUAAAAAAAGCCAGUAAGAACUCAUACUUGUAUGUAAACGAAAGGGUCAUGGGUGCCCGCUGCGACAAGCGUGCCAUAAGUUUGCAACCACUGUCCCUGGGAUCUGUCGUUUCUCCCAUGAUAGGGAUACAGAAGUCAUUAACAAAAAAUCCCUUUACAACCUUAUUCUAUACCGUUUCCAUGUAAUCUUUAACUUCUGAUGUUAUUUCGGGACUAUUGCAUUGUCUUUUUCGCCCUUCACCCUAGAUAAGUUUCGUUUCUUAAGCCUGCUUACUGACAUAAUGGUCAUUUUUUAAAUAUGGGCAAUUGUUAUAACUGUAAUAAUGGAAAUAGCUUCACAGACAGUCAGCUGCAUCUCUCGCUGAAAAUUAUAAUUAUAUAUAUGCAGCUUUGAGGUUCGAUUGUUCUUAGACAAAUCAGUUCGUUUUGGGGCCCAAGAAUUGUAGUGAUAGGAGCCGGGAAGACAUGAACGAUAAAACACAUUGCAAGUUGGUAUGCCCAACCCCCCGGGUUUACAUAAGUGUAUAGGAUGGCUUGAACAGAGCCUCUGAGCCAACGCCAUCUAUUGGCAGACACCAUAACCGUUAUCCCGUCAUCACACAGACAUUUUCAGGGAUAAGUUCAUCAGUGGUCCUCGUUAGUGAGCUUGCUAAAUAUGACCCAAAAUGUCACACCCUGCCCUGCUUAGCUUGUUUUUGUUUUUUUUAAUUGUUUUUUUUGUGUGAAUAAGAUGUAAAAUUUGAGAUGUAAAACUUGAAAAAUAAAAUAUAUUCAAACAAAUAUUCAUUUUUUAAAACAUAUUUGAGAGAUAUUUUUUUUAAUCACAAAAUUUGGCUAUUUCAAAUUUAAUAUCUUUUGAGACGAAUUUUGAGAUCCUGCCCUAUUUCUUCCGACAGACGUGGGCGCAGGUCAGAUUCAUAUCAUUCUCAGCCCCCUGUUGUCUGUGGAUUGCUUCCACUGUGACAGUCAUUCUCGCCAUUUCCCAGGAUGCCUCAGUGAGACCUUCACCUGCCAAGCAGACGAGGUGAGAUCGAAGUCGUUAUUUAUUUUGAAACUCAUUUCUUUAUUAAACGGCCAAUUUAAAAAAAAAUAAGGAUCUGUUCAAUGUUUUCACAGUAACUUGUCUAAUAUUGACAACAUAGCUGUAGUAUCCAUAAACAAUAUAUAUAUAUAUUUAUAUCAAUAAAAGUACCAGAAGUACAGAAUGCGCCGAAAGUUACAGCGCUGAAAAUUAAGCGAAGUUCAAUACGUCCCUCUUGUCAUCUUUUAAAAGAAACCAACAUGUACACUAUUAGCGUGUUGCUUUCACACGGUAUGUACGUAAAUGUCCACUUUGUGUACCACCUCGCUGUAGGCAGGGUUCACAUCGAUUGCCUAGAUUCUCUAACAUAUCACCAAACAAUGGUUGUAGCUGCAGACUCCUGCUAAAGGAGAGUAUUCUCUAGCGUGAUGUUAAGCACAGUUCUGGGCGUAUCACACUCACCUUCAGCACUCCCCAAAAAUUAGGCAUCGGAUGGCGUAAAAUCAAGGGCGUCACACGGGCAUGGGAAGUCAGUCCCACGUGGAUUGAUUUGACCUGGGAAGUUUUUCUGCAGCAUGACAAUAGAUUCCAGAGUAGUGUGGCUUGUCGCCCGUCUUAUUAAUACCACUGUCUAUUACUGUAAAUAUUCCUUGCACUAUAGAAACCUCUCAAAUUCUGAAGAGAUGUUUCAAUCACCAUGCCACUCCAGCGUUUAUGAGUGAGGGUAAGAGCAUUGCUUUCCUCAUCCUCAAUGAACAUAGGGGCCUAAUGUACUGUGUGCUGAAACGGCACACCUGAUCGUCACACGUGCAUUGUAUGGUGGCUUUGGACGAUACCAUUUGACCCAUCAGCACCAAAGAAGCGAGUUUUUUGGUGAUGUAGCAAUCUAGUGAAUGGGACGUUCGUCUGAGAGCCUCAACUUCUCAAAAUAAUACAUGGAUCAUCGUAAACCAUGGUCAAAAGUACUGUACGGUACAUCAUUCUGACUAUGUCGAGCGUUGUUCAAUGUGUAUCCGGUAAGCAAAUCUUUGUCCUUAGACAAACUUUGAACGUACACCAUCUGAUGUUCUGUUUCAAAGAUGUUCGUUGGUCUUGAUAGAUACGAAUGUAGAGUCUGCUACAGCACACAUGCGUGAUUCUCAUUGGUCGAAACAGUUACCGACCAGUCUUGCCCUUCCGUCUAGCCAUUAAAUUUCCUGCACGGGGACAUCUCUUAACCAAAGAUGGCAUAACCAUGUAACUUGGCGCCUUGUUAAUAAAUCUCUCUCGGAAUUAUUGUACCACAUUUUUCAAACUCAAGCCCUCUUCACAAACAGUUCCUAAUAAACUAAAGUGGUGCCCAGCUAUAAAAAAAAAAUAUGGGUUCCUUUGUGGUGAGACUAUUUUCCAACAAAACUGCCUAACACAACCUCAUUUGAUUCCUCAGGGUCACGUGGCGUCUGUGGGUGUGCACCGUUGACAAACGCGUGUACUUGUUCAAGAUGCGUCAGUUUCAGGGCAGUUACUAAAAAAAAACCUUUUAAUUCCAACUCAUCAGCGUUAAAAUUCUACUUCACUCCACAAACUUAGUUCAUCUAUCGUGAUGAAAAUGCAUUGAAGUAUUUACAUUUGCGGGAAACAUGAUAUCACCUGCACAUUUUUUGAAAGCGAUCUACAUUUGAGGGCCCACGAUCACUUUAUUGAUCAUUCUGGCUCCUGGUUUGAAAUGCAGACUUUACUUUCUCUUAGAUGAGUUGACAUCCGAUCGGCCACCCAGCCUCUCCCCCCCACCCUGCAGCUGACCAUGGCUUGUCAGAAGAGUAUGCCGAUGAGGGAUAUUAAAAAUCGCUGCUACCUGUCUGCUUUGUCGCAGAUCUUAUUAUUAAUUUUAGGACAUGACAAUGAAAUCAUAAUGCUCAUAAGUUUGUUUGUUUUGGUUUUUUAGUCUUUUUUUAAAAAAAAUUAUUAAUAAAAAAAAAUUGUGAUUAAUUUAUUCAACAUAAAUAGCACAUCCUAUUUUUUAUAUUAAUCCAUUGAUUUAUGAAAGCUUUUCACUUGAUAUUUCUUGUUACAAUACCACAGGUGUGCUCGAUUACCUAUGGCAAUACCUUACCGUCUUUAAAGUGCCAGAAGAUUAACGUAAGUAACUUGCAUUGUAAAACUGGAAUGGACACACAUCUCUCUGCGCAUGUGACAUGGCGCGCGUCAGUAGCCACUUUCAAAUUCAUCUUUAUCUUUUCAAGAUAGACAACAAUGGUGCGAUGCUCACCAUCCUCAAAGAUUUUCAGACGAUUUUUGAGAUAUCAUAAUUUAUACGGAAAAUAACGUCAAAUAGUUUGGUUGUUUUUUUUUAAGGAAAUAGUAACUUUACAUGAAACGUGUUCCUAAAAACUUGUUGCUUUAAUCCUUUCAACCAUGAGACAAGUAUUUAGGAGUCGCAGUCAUUUGUAGAAAUAUUUCUUUUGAUUAAUUUGUUAGUUGAAUUUUGAGAUACAAUUUUUUUUUUAAAAGUGAACAAAGUUUGUUUAUUUCUAAAAAAAUAUUGCUAGCGACUCAAUGCAAUGAGUGGAUGUGCUGUAGUCUGAGAAUUUUUGUGUGUGACUUUUCUUAUUCAUGAACACUUGGAGGAAGUAAAAUUUUCCAACUUCUAAUUCCUUUUUUUUUCCGUUUCGUGUAUUUGAAUUCGACUUGUUCCUCUAAAGGACUGCACCCGUGAGGUGUCCCAUCCCACUGGACAUUGCGUCGGAGGUGGUGUAGAAGUCCGUCCCGGCCAGUGUGAAAUCUGCUGCCUCACAACAGCCUGUGUGAAUAACGUCAAUCUUCUCCUACUGCAAGAAUUCCGUACGUAACAAUGCAUAGUACUUUUAGCCGUAAUACAAAUAUUGUUUGUCUAGAUUUGUUUGUUGCUUGUAUGUUAAUUCAUGUUGUCAAAAUUGUCUGUGUUUUUAAUGUCUUGUUUGAUAAACUUGUCAAUUUGGUGCGUCCGUUACGAAAUGUUUAAAUAAGUCUCGCAACACGUAAGAACUGUUUUGCUUCACUUGCUUGCUUCAGACUUCACGAUAGCUUGAAAAUAUCUAGCUUAGCUUACAUGUUUUAACAAUGGAAAUAGCUUUAUGACACAUUUAUUAUAAAUUUAAACGCCCCCAACAGCCCAUCAUGGAAUAUUCUGUCCCGGUAUUUGUUCAGAAAGGGACAUAGCCACGUGUGUUAAGACGGCUGCAUAUUGUCAUACAGACCAGGUGGGUGGAUUAUCGAAUUUUGGUAAUAAAAUUUAUAUUUUAACAUUUUGGUAUAAAAAUUUAUAUUUUAACACUUUGGUAAUAAAAUUUAUGUUUAAGCAGCAAUGUUAAAAUGAUGCAGUCUGUCUGAAUAAUACAAGGCGCAAAUGAGGGGCUCUAAUAUUUAUUCAGUGUACUGUAGGAAGACCUUAUUGCCAGACUGCAGUUGAAAACUUAUUUACAAAUAUAAAACUUUAGUCGGGUGUGCGUAAAAUGUUGUCAUUAUAGUUAGAUUGAAAACGGCUAAUUUCCAAUUUUAUUUUGAAAUGAAACAAUAGUUUAAAAAUAGUACAUCCAUGGUGACAUGUGGAUGCAUGUUAGAAUUUCUACUUUUCAAACUCCUAAUGCAGGCUACUUUAUAAAUCCAUUUAAUGCAACCACGAAUAUCAACUGCUAUUGCUAACUUCCUCAGUACUGUGAGGUUGGCAUCAAUGAGCUGCUGGUGGUCCAUGGACAGUGUAAACCCAAGCACGACAUUCAGGUAUUCUGGUUGGGGAUUCUCGUUGCUUCUUACACGUUCACUAUUUGAAGUUGCGAUGUGGCCAAUGCGGUGCACGAUAUUCAGGUGUAAUGGUUGGAGAUUCAUAUUGAUUCUUAUAAGGUUCACUAUUUGAAGUUGCGAUGUGGCCAAUGCCGUGCACGCCAUUCAGGUGUAAUGGUUGGAGAUUCAUAUUGAUUCUUAUAAGGUUCACUAUUUGAAGUUGCGAUGUGGCCAAUGCGGUGCACGCCAUUCAGGUGUAAUGGUUGGAGAUUCAUAUUGAUUCUUAUAAGGUUCACUAUUUGAAGUUGCGAUGUGCGCAAUACGGCGCAUGAAAUAGAGCGGGAUGAAAAACAUCGGAGGCUGGUCUUGUUCAGAAUAAUGCCACGAUGUUUAAUCAUCUUUCUCCAUGUCUCAUCUUCGCUUGACAUACAUUUCGUGUUGGCAUGUUCGUAUCUUAAUCGAACAUCUACAUUCUACAUUAUCCUCAUAGAACAUUUACAUUUUCUUUAUGGAACACUACAUUAUUUUUAUGGAAUAUCUACAUUAUCUCUAUGAAACAUCUACAUUAUAUUUAUGGAACAUCUACAUUAUCUUUAUGGAACAUUUACAUUAUCUCUUUGGAACAUCUACAUUAUCUUUAUGGAACAUCUACAUUAUCUUUAUGGAACAUCUACAUUAUCUCUUUGGAACAUCUACAUUAUCUUUAUGGAAAUCUACAUAUCUUUAUGGAACAUCUACAUUAUCGCUUUGGAAAAUCUACAUUAUCUCUUUGGAAAUCUACAUUAUCUCUAUGGAACAUCUACAUUAUCUUUAUGGAACAUCUACAUUAUCUUUAUGGAAAUCUACAUUAUCUUUUUGGAACAUCUACACUAUAUUUAUGGAACGUCUACUUUAUCUUUAUGGAACAUCUACAUUAUCUUUAUGGAACAUCUACAUUAUCUUUAUGGAACAUCUACAUUAUCAUGAAUAAACAUCUACAUUAUCUUGAAGCUAGGGGUCAGGGGGCGCUAAAUCGUCCCAAGUAAUCCUGCUAAUGAUGCUUCCCUUUUAAAAUGUGAUCAAAUUCCCAAUGUCGGUACUUCCUAUGCUGGUUUGAUAACGAUUUGAUAACUCAAGCAAAAAACAUUACUCCGCUACUAUCCCCACUCCAGCUAGCACCCAAUGCCCUUUGGUGAAGUAGAACACUUGUAUUAGUGGUAAAGUAAAACCCUGGUAUUUUUUUUUUUAGUGAAGUAGAACGCUUGUAUUUGUAGAGAAAUGAAAUUCUGGUGUUUGUAUUGAAGCAGAACUCGGGUAUUUGUAAUGAAGUAGAACGUUGGUAUUUGUACUUCACUGGAGCGCUGGUAUUUGUAGUGAAGUAGAACGCUUGUAUUUGCCGUGACGUAGAACGCUGGUAUUUGCCGUGAAGUAGAACGCUGGUAUUUGCCGUGAAGUAGAACGCUGGUAUUUGUAGUGAAGUAGAACGCUGGUAUUUGCCGUGAAGUAGAACGCUGGUAUUUGCCGUGAAGUAGAACGCUGGUAUUUGCCGUGAAGUAUUGGUAUUUGUCGUGAAGUAGAACGCUGGUAUUUGUAGUGAAGUAGAACGCUGGUAUUUGUAGUGAAGUAGAACGCUGGUAUUUGUAGUGAAGUAGAACGCUGGUAUUUGCCGUGAAGUAGAACGCUGGUAUUUGCCGUGAAGUAGAACGCUGGUAUUUGCCGUGAAGUAGAACGCUGGUAUUUGCCGUGACGUAGAACGCUGGUAUUUGCCGUGAAGUAGAACGCUGGUAUUUGCCGUGACGUAGAAUGUUGGUAUUUGCACUUAACUGGAGCGCUGCUAUUUGUAGUGAAGUAGAAUGUUGGUAUUUGUACUUAACUGGAACGCUGGUAUUUGUAGUGAAGUAGAACGUUGGUAUUUGUACUUCACUGGAGCGCUGGUAUUUGUAGUGAAGUAGAACGUUGGUAUUUGUACUUAACUGGAACGCUGGUAUUUGUAGUGAAGUAGAAUUUUGGUAUUUGUACUUAGCUGGAACGCUGGUAUUUGUAGUGAAGGUAGAAUGUUGGUAUUUGUGCUUAACUGGAACGCUGGUAUUUUUAGUGAAGUAGAAUGCUGGUAUUUGUAAUGAAACAGACUUUGAUUCACCUGCGUCCACAAUUAUGGUAUCACUUGCUUGCUUGUCCAAACCAAUGUAAUUUAUUUCCAAGAAACUAUUUUGAUACGCCAAAAUGAUUUUGAGCUAUUGGCAAAUAAUUAAUUACACUAAAGUGUGAAACACGAUGAAGUUAAAUGGACAGGUGGUAGAUUACUUAUAAGAUAGUUCAUUAGUGAGAUUGAUUACCAAAUAAGGACAUUCUUUUUGGAAAGAAGACCAAUCAACAAUUACAAACUACUGUAAUGUGUCGUUCACAAUGAUGAAAAAAAGAAAUGUACUUUUUAGUGUGUAUUUAAUAAAUUUAACGACUUUGCUAGAUAGAUCUAUAUCAAUAUGACAGUAAUGUUAUUUUUUCAAAUGCUUUGUAAUUUUAACUUAUUUUUUUUUUUUAGCUAUGUUACAGUGACAAAGUUCGACACCCCUGCCCUCUAGCCAUUGGUCAAGCUGGACACACGGCUAGAUGUGUCUGGGACUGCUGUCUGACAAUCGAUUGCCUGAUUGGACACUUUGGCGCCUACAUGGGUAAAAUAAACAUUUGUAUUUUCGCGAAGCCUUAUUAAAGAAAUGUUUAGUUGUUUGGUUCCGAUGUUAAAACAAUAUUAUCGAUUUUCACUAUGAAUAUUUACAAUGUAUUAUUUUAAGGAUGGUGUUAAGGGAAAAUGGGUCGCAAAACGAGCGCAAGCUUUUUUUCCACGCGUGACGUCUUAAGACCUUCACGUCCGGGUCAAGGAUGGUGGGAUGACACUAACACUCAAAGUAUCGUGGUGGACCGCGUCUGCUUCGCGAUUUGAUGGAUUUGGGGGAGGGGGUGGGGGUUGGCGUGUGAUCUCAGAUCUACUUUCUAUAUUUAGUUUUAUACCUAGGUAAGGAUUAGAUCCACUUCAAAUAGGAUGAUGUAAGCUAAGCAUUCGAUGCUUUAAAAAAAAAGUAAUCGAUAACACCCUCGUCGAUUAUUUAAAGAUUAAAGUUUAAUAAUAAUGGAAUGUAGUAAAUAAAAAAAAAAAGAAUUGGUUAUUUUUUAUUACUAAAUCUGUAAUCUUUAAAUGAUUGAUACAAGGAGAACUAUUUCCUUUUUUUGAAACAUCGAAUGCUAACAAAAAUCUCCGUUAAAGGGACAUAACUCUUUACCUUAGCAUGAAACUAUAUUAAAAAAAGUAUUUAUUUUUAUAAAUAGCAUUUGUUCUUCUUGAGGCAUAUUUUACCAGUUACACAUUUUCUAAAGAAGUUAUGUUACUAAUUUUUUUUUUAAAUUCUUGAUUAAGGUAAUUUAAAAAAAAAAAAAUUUAAAGUUCCUUAUAUUACUAGAUAAUGGGGGAAUUUUAAACAAAAAUACUAUAUAGAUGUUAAAUAACUUUUGCCAAUAAAUAAUUGAAUGCACCAUAUCUUGUAUAUCUCAUUGCUAUUCCUAAAAUCAUUUGGGUAUCAUUACCAACCGGUGCAAGUUGAGCCUUGAAGUCUAGUCUUGUACCCUGCCAGUGUUCCAUCAAUGAGUGUUUUCAAAUGGUUUUGUCUUUGCCAAGAACUAUGCUGCUUAUACGGCUUUAAAACAAAAUCCGCUGUUUUAGCCACUUAACCAUGGAUUUUAAUAUUUGAGCUAGUUAUAAAUAAAAGAUUUUGCUAUUAUAAUUUAGCACCCCCCCAAAAAAAAAGUGCAGUCUGGCAAUCAAAAUAGCGGUCGUUUUUUAAAAAAAAAUAUAUAUAUACCGCUGCGACAAAAUCAUAGAAAAUAAAACAGAACACAAUUGAAUGACAAAGUUGGCACAUUUAACAAAGCAGGUAUGGUAGUAUGAAUAAGAAAUUUCAUGGACCAGAUACAGUGGCAAUAUGCAGAAAUUUAAUCAAGAAUACAGGAUAAUAUGCAUACAUUUAAUCAACAGGAUACCCUAGCAAUACACUGUAGCAGACAUUUCAAUAAAUACAUUUUUUUUUCUGCUGUUCAGGUUUUAGUACCCAUAGUCAAACGACAGUACAUUCCCUAAUUACUACACCAAAACCUACGACACCAGCACCUACUACACCAAUACCAACUACACCAAAACCAACGACACCAGCACCAACUACACCAAAACCAACAACACCAGCACCAACUACACCAAUGCCAACUACACCAGCACCGACUACACCAGCACCCACUACACCAGCACCGACCACACCAGCACCGACUACACCAGCACCGACUACACCAGCACCGACUACACCGAAACCAACUACACAAGCACCAACUACAGCAGCACCGACUACAACAGCCCCGGCAUCUUCCACAGCCAAAAUAGGUAAGCUACUCAGUCUUAAAGAUCCAACGGUGCGACCAGAAGAGAUCAAAGCCCUAAGCUAUUGAUAUAUCAUGCAAUCGUUACAGAAGUUUCAAAAGUUUGUUUUUUUUCCCGCAUGGACAAAGUAAGUUUUGAGAAGAAGAAUUUGAAAAAAAAUUACAUUUCUCUGCUUCUAUGUUUAAACAGAGCAAAACAAGAAAAAAUAAUUUUAAAAGAAAAAAAAAUCAAAACUCUACUGGAAUGUUUCGUUUUUUGUUGUUGUUUUUUUCAAAUCUGGUAUUUUAUUUAUUUAUUAUUUUUGUCUGGGGAUAAAUUAUAUUAAAAAAAAAAUUUCAAGGAAAGCAUAAAAAUGUUUAGUCAAUACAAAAAAUUUUCAGUACGAUAUUGAACUAUUAUAUUAACCCCCUGCAUUCUAUUAAAUUGUUGCGUUUACUACGCUGAAUCCUGAAAUGAUACUUACAGCAAAACAGAGAAUUAUUUAAUGGUAAUAACUCAAGCAUCUGUAUCGCAACAAAGAUUUUAAAAGAUCGAAUAUUUUUGUCCGAUGUUUGAACUAACAGGUUCUAAUACACAGUUGCUAAUAACCAUGUUUUUAUGUUAAAAUGUUGACAUUCAACAGAUGAACCUCUCACUUGUGUCAAAUGUGACGGGACUUGCAGAGGAAACGAGUUUGACGUCACGUGUCCCGAUGGCUUCUGCUCGCUGACUCUGCAAGACGACAUGGGUGGAAACAGAAUAAUUAAAAAAGGGUGAGACGCAGUGGAAGGCAAUGGUGGAUGCAAGUGUGACGUAGGGGCUAAGAGCAAUGACUAACACUGUACUUAAUCAUUUCAAAAUUUUGGCUACAAAAAACAAAAACAAACGUGAAGCAGCACAUCGCGACACCCUGUAAUGAUCACUGUGGUGUAGGCCUAUUGACAAACCGCGACACACUGGCUGUAAUAAUCACUGUGGUGUAGGCCUAUUGACACAUCGCGACACUAUGGCUGUAACGAUGUUGGGGUGUAGGCCUAUUGACACAUCGCGACACGCUGGCUGUAACAAUCGCUAUGGUGUAGGCCUAUAGGCACAUCGCGACACACUUGCUGAAAAGGUCGCUGAGUGUAGGCCUAUUGACACACCGUGACACCCUGGCAAAAACGCUGAAGUGCAGCGUACGUUUAUUUCAAAGUUGUUUUGGAAAAUCUUUUUAAAGACCUGAAAUAUAAGACACUAGAUAGAUAUAGUCCGCCAAACAUUGGCGACAGCAAUGCGUGGACUUCCCAUCUACUAAAGUUACGUGACAAAAACGUUAACUCAAGCUAUGCACAUUUAAGAAUGCCAAUUUUGCUACAACCCUUAACCUCCCCCCCCCCAUUUUUUCUUCAUGAUACGUCACUGCACACUUUUUAUUUUUCGCCCACGAACUAUAUAAAUGUAUCCGACCCGCGGCUUAGCAUAUUCCGCAAGAUUGUUGGAGUGUGCGCAUUGCUGGCAAGCAAGGGUGGUGAAGGAAGGGGCAGUAGCUCCACUGCAGUGCGAAUGUCAUGAGAUCAACGAUGGGCAGGCAAGGGAAGUGAGGGCAGGGUUUGCCUACGUUUUGCUUAUUCUGGCUUAUCUAUAUAUAGACUGCGUCGUCGUCUUCUUGCUUCUUGCCUUAGUUUCGCUGGCGAAUUAUAUAUAUAUAUAUAUAUAGAUACUCAUUUUAAUGGAGACGUGUAACAAAUUGUUGAAAACCAAAUCUAUAAAUUAUUAAACAUUUACGUCGUCAAUAUAAAUAAACUUAUCUAGCUGAUGUGUGUAAUUAAAAGAAAUUCUGCUGAUUGAUUUUCUCAUACAGACAAUUUAAAAAAAAAUGAAUUCUAUUGCGAGAUUUUAGCCAUUAUGAGGCAUGUUCGUGUGUUAGAUUAUUAGUAAGUUUUAUUAAAACUAUUAAAAUAUACUACAUUGCUCUUGAAUAUUACAUUUGAGUAAAAAAAAAAAAGGUUAAAUCCUCAAUUCUGACAUUCUUCCAAUCAGCCCAUCUUCCAUUUUCCUCAACUUCCGUUCUGCCCAUCUUCCAUUUAGCCCAUCUUUCUAUCCAUCUUCCAUUAAUCCCAUCUGUUGGUCUCUGUUAAGACACAACUCAAUUUAAAGAGAUUAUUAAGCAUAAACAUAUAUUUGAGUGAUAGGAAAGUAUGACGCCCUGUUACAGACCAAUUUAAAACAUGUCUUAUCCAUGUAUAUUUUCUUUUCUUUCAUCAGAUGUUCAAACCAAAACAAGUGCAUGAUGUUUUGGAUGGAGUGGAAUUCCGAUCAAUUGUGCCAGAACAUCAUCGGAAAUCCUGGGAACCCGUCCUAUCAAGACGUGUCUUGUACAUUUUGCUGCACGGGAGAACGCUGCAACGCCGACUUUACUCAGAUGAACGUGUUUCGUGGUGUUCGAAAAUAAUCUUUAAAAUAAUCAUGAUUUAAUAAAAUUGUUCUGAAGAAUUUGUCUUCAUACCAACAUUUUAAUAUUUAUAUAUAUAUAUAUACCACUGCUUCAAAUUUGGACUCUCUGUAAUGUCGAAAAGCAAAAAUUUCAAAUCGGUGUUAAUGAGACAGAAAGAAAUUUGCAUAUUUCUUCUAGCCAAAAGAAUAUCAUUUCUAAAUUUUAAUUUAUUUGUAUUUUUUAUCUUUUCUUUCAGAGACUAGAAAACAUUAAAAAAAAAGUACUUAGGUCUUUCUAUAUUUAGUGUAUAUAACAUAUUUCGAUGAGAUGAACUUAACUUUAUAUCAAAAUGAAUGUAUGCAUGUAUGUCUCGUAUGCGCUACUACACCAUUACUACACGAUUGCAAUAAAACUUUGGUGAGUUC
Lymnaea stagnalis (great pond snail) is the source of this 35310-nucleotide messenger RNA. The record is from the annotation of a GenBank genome assembly. Lineage: Eukaryota; Metazoa; Mollusca; Gastropoda; Lymnaeidae.